CUCCCGUCGACCUGGCAGUGAACCCAGAGUGGAUAGACGGACGAACGCUCAGAUCACAUGUGGAGCGUGGGCUUUGAUGGAAGGCCUGCCUGCCUGUAAACACCAGGUGGGAAAAGAAAACAGAGAAUAAAACAAAGUGAGGAGGAAAACGAGGAGAUCGGGGAAAAAAGAAGAUACAACUAAUAUAAACUACCUGGACUGCGAAGAUGAUGAUGAUGAUGAUGAUGAUGAUAAAUGUGACAGUGUUGAUGAUGAUUGUGGUGAACAACACAUCAGCGGCUGAGACCAGCUUGACCAUACGAACCGUGCGCCUCUGCGAGCGGCUGAGACUCGGGGUCACAGAGAUUCCGUCCAACAUCUCCAGCAACACCCGAUGUCUGGAAGUUAAGCAGACGUUGAUCACAGUGUUACCCCAGGGUGCUGUCACCAGCCUGCAGCUCCUCAAGAAACUAACCAUAUUGGAGAACGAAAAGCUGGAGAGCAUCGGCACGUUUGCUUUCGCCAACCUCCCCCGACUCUCUGAUAUCUUCAUCUCUGGAAACAUUGCUCUGGAGAGUAUUGGAGCUUUUGCUUUUUACAACCUCCCAGAACUCACUGAGAUAACCAUAACAAAGUCAAAACACCUGACGUCCAUCCACCCAGACGCAUUCAGGGACAUCAUGAAACUACAGUAUCUGACCAUCUCCAACACCGGGCUCGCCUUUUUUCCAGACUUCACCAAGAUCCACUCGGCCGCCCCUGACUUUCUGUUUGACCUGCAGGAGAACAGCCACAUAGCCAGAGUCCCCGCCAAUGCUUUCAGAGGCCUCUGCACCCAAACUAUCACGGAGAUACGGCUCACCAGAAAUGGCAUCAAGGAGGUGGCAAGUGACGCCUUCAACGGCACAAAGAUGCACAGAUUGUCCCUGAGAGGCAACCAGCAGCUUACUCACAUCAAUCCCAAUGCCUUUGUGGGUUCCAGUGGGUUGGUGGUACUGGACAUCUGUCACACUGCCCUCAGCUCCCUGCCGGACUCAAUCCCCGGAGGACUGCAGUGGCUGAUCGCAGAGUCCACCAAACGCUUGAAGAAACUUCCCUCUCAGCUUUUCACCAAACUGCACCAGGCCAGACUGACGUACCCAUCACACUGCUGCGCCUUCCAGAACAUUCACAGGAACAGAUCGAGGUGGAACCCCCUGUGCUCACUCCCUAAGGCUCAGGACAACUUUAAUUUCUUCAGAGACCACUGCUCUAACUCCACAUCCGUAACCUGCAGCCCGAUGCCCAAUGAGUUUAACCCCUGUGAGGACAUCAUGUCCUCCAUCCCCCUGCGGGUCCUCAUCUGGAUCAUUUCUGUCCUGGCACUGCUGGGGAACGGAGUCGUCCUCCUUGUGCUGAUAGGCAGCUUCUCCAAACUGACAGUUCCUCGUUUCCUCAUGUGCCACUUGGCCUUCGCUGACCUCUGCAUGGGCGUCUACCUGGCUGUCAUAGCGACUGUCGACAUGCUCACACGCGGCGAGUAUUACAACCACGCCAUAGACUGGCAGAUGGGCCUGGGCUGCAGGGCCACAGGUUUCAUCACGGUGUUCGCCAGUGAGUUGUCAGUGUUCACGUUAACAGCGAUCACCCUGGAGCGCUGGCACACCAUCACAUACGCUCUGCGGCUGGACCGCAAAAUCCGCCUGAGACACGCAUGCAUCGUCAUGACAGCAGGUUGGAUCUUCUCCUCUCUGGCCGCCUUGCUGCCCACAGUUGGGGUCAGCAGCUACAGUGAGGUGAGUAUCUGUCUCCCCAUGGACGUGAAGUCACCGGUGUCUCAGGUCUAUGUCGUGUCCCUCCUCCUCCUCAACAUCCUAGCCUUCUUCUGCGUAUGUGGCUGUUACAUGAGCAUUUACCUGACCGUCCGCAACCCCUCGUCCAUGCCGGCCCACGCCGACACCCGUGUGGCACAACGCAUGGCCGUGCUCAUCUUCACCGACUUCAUCUGCAUGGCCCCCAUCUCCUUUUUCGCCAUCUCAGCUGCACUGAAGCGCCCGCUCAUCACGGUCUCAGAGUCCAAGAUCCUGCUGGUCCUCUUCUACCCGAUCAACUCAUGCUCCAACCCCUUCCUGUACGCCUUCUACAACCGCACCUUCAGGCGGGAUUUCUUUCUCCUAGCAGCUCACUUCGGCCUGUUUAAGACCCGGGCGCAGAUUUACCGGACAGAGAGUUCGUCCUGUCAGUGACCUCUCCAUAGGUCUCUCACAAUCCAAAGACAUUCAGAUUGGGAACUAGGUUGAUUGGACACUCUAAAUUGGCCAUAGAUGUGAAAAUGAAUAGUUGUUAUGUCUCUGUAUGUUGGUGCUAUAUGAGGGCCCUGUGAUACACUGGCAACCUGUCCAGGAUGUACUGCGUCUCGCCCAAUGUCAGCUGGGAUUGGCUCCAGCUCCCCCUACAACCCUCAAAGCUUUAGCGGCAUAGAUGGAUGGUUUUGUGAAUGCCUACAGGGAUCUGCUAAUGUGCUUUUAAGAAUGUGUGUGCAAAAGCAGGUUUGUAAACAUUGAAAAUUGUGAAUGUGUAAUGAGAUUUUCAAGCGUAUUGAUUUUUGUACAUAUGUAGACAAAUCUGCAAAUGCCUGCAAAUCUGUAGUAGAAGUUUGUUUGUACCCACACACAUUUGCAGAUCUUCCAUGGCUGAAAUGUAAAAUCCUGUUUAAAAUGACGGCCAAUUGCAAGCUUGAGUUAUAACUGAUCACUUUUCUGUAUUUACAGCUCUUGGGGCAAAACACAUUUUCAUCCAUUAAUAUCUAUAUACGCAUUUACAGAUUUAUCUACGCAU
Paralichthys olivaceus (Japanese flounder) is the source of this 2796-nucleotide messenger RNA. It is a transcript of the gene fshr, whose product is annotated as follicle stimulating hormone receptor. Gene Ontology annotation, molecular function: thyroid-stimulating hormone receptor activity; follicle-stimulating hormone receptor activity; protein binding. NCBI's taxonomy places the organism in Eukaryota, Metazoa, Chordata, Actinopteri, Pleuronectiformes, Paralichthyidae. Gene Ontology annotation, biological process: hormone-mediated signaling pathway; adenylate cyclase-activating G protein-coupled receptor signaling pathway; follicle-stimulating hormone signaling pathway. The record is from RefSeq and is a predicted model, not a curated record. Gene Ontology annotation, cellular component: plasma membrane.